Molecule: messenger RNA, 1804 nt
Organism: Dufourea novaeangliae
Lineage: Eukaryota; Metazoa; Arthropoda; Insecta; Hymenoptera; Halictidae
Gene: daw
Product: growth/differentiation factor 8
Exons: 5
Coding region: 223-1479 (418 amino acids)
Biological process (GO): BMP signaling pathway; SMAD protein signal transduction
Cellular component (GO): extracellular region
Molecular function (GO): cytokine activity; growth factor activity
Source: RefSeq, a predicted model, not a curated record
CAAGUUGAAAUUGCCGUACGCUGAAAAGAAUCAGCGUUAGUAAAAUCUGAGAAAGGGAAAGAGAAAGAAUCGAUGCGUCGCUCGGUGGAAAGACAUUGGAAGUUCCACGAUCGGUUAAUUUCUCCCGAAGUGGAUUGUUGAGAAGAAGUUGGCGAAGCAAGGGUCACUCGGAAAACUCGAGCCAACGAAAAAGAAAAUCGAUGAGCAAAACCGAUCGGAACGAUGCGUCUCGUUGAUCGGCUCCUUUUUCUUUCUCUUCUGAUCAUGGGACAUCAAGUCGAGGCAAUUUGGCCGAAAGUUGGAAAUCCCUUGUCUUUCGUUUGGUGGAAUUUGUACACGCGAUCGGGGAAUUCCAGCCCUUGGGACUUUAGCUCCAGCUCGAACUCGUUUGCGGAAGAGGAUUGUACAGAGUGCGCUCACAACAAGAUCAGUUUGCUUGGGAAAGAUCCGAUUAUGAUCGUGCUCAGGGUCGAAUACGUGAAGGAACAAAUCCUCAAGAAACUGCGACUCUCCAAGCCUCCGGAAAUAUCGAUGCCGUUGUCGACCUUGCCAAAGCCUCUGAUAAACGGUCGUGUGCUCGAACUUCGACCCGGGGAGCCUCUCGAACCGGAAAAAUCAAUCGACAGUUUCUAUGGGAAAACCGAUCAAAUUGUUGUCUUUCCAAACGAAGGUAUCGCCGAUUGGAGAAUGUGUCGACAAACUUCGAAUCAUUUGACCGGAUUUAGUCCUGCUGCCUGCUUCACCUUUUAUCUGUCGGACGAAAUGGAAUUUGUGGAUGUGACUUCGGCAGAAUUUUGGUUCUACAAGGAACACGACGAAAACGACGAUCUAAAUCAAACGUUUGUACUCUCCGAGCUCGAUCAUUGGGACCUAGGUGGCAACUUCGAAAAAAAUACCAUAGUGGCAAUUUUCGAAACCGAUAUCGGAGAGGGUUGGGUAAAGGCAGACGUAAGUUUCAUGGUGAAGAAAUGGGUGGAGGAGCUUCACUUGAAUCAAGCGAUACAAAUAGCUUGUAGUACCUGUUCGAUCGACCGUGUUACGGCACCCGUGUCCAUCGAGCAACUUAUGAAACCUUUUCUCGUGAUACACACGUCGCCGUUACCACAAAAAAACAGACCAAAGAGGGACUCAAACUGCCUUCCAGAAAUGAAAGAAUGUUGUAGGGAUGAGCUUUAUAUUAAUUUCGAAGAUAUCGGUUGGAGUGACUGGAUUCUCCAUCCUAGCGGAUAUCACGCCUACUUUUGUCGUGGGUCUUGUUCAUCCGCAGCUUCGUUGACAACUAGCGGUUCCGCGCACAACAACGUGAUCUGGAGGUGGUUCGAUAAAGUGGGUAACACGGCUCAUCGUAAAAGUCAGAUCGUUCCAUGCUGCUCACCAACGCAGCUCUCACCAAUCCAGUUACUCUACGUUGAUUCAAACAAUACGAUCACGCAAAAAACACUGCCUAAUAUGGUAGUCGAAGCUUGCGGUUGCAUGUGAUAUUCGCAAGAAAAUUUGUCUGGCUCCAUGCAGUCUCGUCCAAAAACUUGGCAGUUUGAAUUCGAAUGUACGCGCGCGUAUACGAUAUAGGUACGUAUAUGUAUGUACCUACAUAGGUGUGCAUUUCUACUACAUAUCUCAGACGUUCAACACGGAUAAAUGUUAUCGCUACAACGAGAUCGCUUAAUACAAACGAACUAACUCCUGCGUACAUGGAUCAACGUUUCAUUGUACUUUGCAAAGUACUUGUUUCAAUUUUCAAUCGUGAGAAAACGUUUAACGAUUAAAUAGGCUGAGCCGCAAAUAUCAAGAUUUCUCCAAAUUU